AUGGCGCUGGCGCUGGCGCUGGCGGCUCUGGCGGUUCUGGCGCUGCUGCAGCGGCGGUUCCGGCCCCACUUUUGGGCCGAUUUGGGUUUCGCGGCGCGGGCGGCCCGAGCCCGGUGGCGAUGCCGGGGUUCGGGAGGGGGCAGGGGGUCGGGGGGCAGCCUGGUGGCUCGGUUCUUACGGGCAGCGCGGGGGGAACCGAACCGACCCUUCCUACGGGCGGGGGGCAGCGAGGAGACCCUGGGGCGAGCGGCCCGGCGGGUGGGGCGAGUGGCCAACGCGCUGCGGGGGUGGCCCCUGGAGGGUCCCCAAGGGGGGAGGUUGGGUCCCGGGGUGACCGUGGGGUUGUUGGUUGGGAACGAACCCCGGUUCGUCUGGGGGUGGCUGGGGCUGGCGGCCCUGGGGGUCCGUCCCGCGUUCCUGGGGACUGCGCUGCCCCCCCCCGCCCUGCGGCACUGCCUGGAGGUGUGCGGGGCACGGGGGCUGCUGGUGGCGGACGACCUCUUUGCAUCGGUGGAGCCCCUCCUGCCCAUCCUGCGGGAGGCUGGGGUGGUGGUGUGGGUGCUGGGCCUGGGGCCCUACCCCCCGGGGGUGGUGGCCCUGCAGGAGCUGCUGGAGGAAGCCUCGGAGGAGCUGGAGCCCGAGGAGGUCUGGGAACCCCAGGAGCUGAACGAGACCUGCCUGUACAUCUUCACCUCCGGCACCACCGGUCUCCCCAAGGCUGCUCGCAUCUCCCACCUCAAAUCCAUCUUGUGCCUGAGUUUCUACGACUUGGUGGGAGCCUCCAGCCGGGAUGUGGUGUACCUGGCACUGCCACUCUACCACAUGGCAGGGUCCCUCCUGGGAAUCGUUGGCUGCAUCGGCAUCGGGGCCACGUGUGUGCUGAAGGAGAAGUUCUCAGCCAGCCAGUUCUGGGAUGACUGUCGCGCCGAGGGGGUCACCGUCUUCCAGUACAUCGGGGAGCUCUGCCGCUACCUCGUCAACCAACCCCAGCGCCCCGGGGAGCGAGAGCAUGGGCUGAGGCUGCUGGUGGGGAGCGGGCUGCGCCCCGACGUCUGGAGGAGCUUCCAGAGGCGCUUCGGGGACGUCCGCAUCGUGGAGACCUACGGAAUGACCGAGGGCAACGUCACCCUCUUCAACUACACCGGGACCCCGGGGGCUGUGGGGCGUGGCAGCUUCAUCUACAAGCUCAUCUCCCCCUUCGAGAUCAUUCGCUACGACAUCACCGAGGGGGCCCCGGUGCGGGACCGGAACGGGCGCUGCAUCCGCACGCGGGCGGGUGAGACAGGGCUCCUGAUCGCCCCCGUCACCCCCCGCACCCCCUUCCUGGGCUACGCCGGCAGCCAGGAGUUGUCGGAGCAGAAGCUGCUGCGCGGGGUCUUCGCCCCAGGGGACACCUUCUUCAGCACCGGGGACCUGGUGGAGCAGGAUGAGGCCCAGUUUGUCCGGUUCCGGGACCGUAUCGGGGACACGUACAGAUGGAAAGGUGAGAACGUGGCCACCACCGAGGUGGCCGAAGCUUUGGUGGCCCACGACUCCCUCCAAGAAGCCACCGUCUACGGCGUCACCGUCCCAGGCCACGAGGGUCGUGCUGGGAUGGCAGCCCUGGUUCUGCGGCCCGGUUGCCACCUGGACGGGCCGGGGCUUUAUCAUCACCUGGAGCAGCUGCUGCCCCCCUACGCGCGGCCCCGCUUCCUCCGCCUGCAGGAGCACCUGGAGAUGACGGAGACUUUCAAGCAGCAGAAGGUGCGGUUGGCGCGGGAAGGCUGCGACCCCUCCCGUGUCCCCGACCCCCUCUUCCUGCUGGACGAGGCCACCAGAGCCUACGUCCCCCUGAGCCCCACGCUCUGGGCAGGGGUCCUGGAUGGGAGACUCCGCAUCUAAAGCCCCCCACAAGGUGCCCCAUGGCCGGCCCACCCACAACCGGUACCCCACGGGUCCCCUGGGGCCAUCCUGGGGUUCCUCAUGGCUGUCCCCAGGUCCUCACAUCCAACCUGGGGGGCCCUUGUGUCCAUCCCACUGCCCCUGGGGACUCCUGUGGGUCCCCUCUGUCCAUCCUGAGGUCCCUCCAUCCAUCCCCAAGUCCCCACACUCAUACUAUGAGACCCCUGUGUCCAUCCCACUGUCCCCAGCUCCCCCCAUAUCCAUCCUAUGAGACCCCCGUGUCC
Messenger RNA from Calypte anna (Anna's hummingbird), 2165 nucleotides. RefSeq names its product solute carrier family 27 member 3 (gene SLC27A3). Gene Ontology annotation, molecular function: long-chain fatty acid transmembrane transporter activity; long-chain fatty acid-CoA ligase activity. The transcript is spliced from 10 exons. Gene Ontology annotation, cellular component: endoplasmic reticulum. The record is from RefSeq and is a predicted model, not a curated record. NCBI's taxonomy places the organism in Eukaryota, Metazoa, Chordata, Aves, Apodiformes, Trochilidae. Bases 1 to 1881 code for a protein of 626 amino acids.